AUGGUACAAGAAGGUGAAAAGCAGAUGACGGAGGACGAAGCGCUCGCAUAUGCACUGGCACAAUUGAGGGAGAUUUGCCCGCACUGCUCAGACGACCGAAUAAUCGAAGUGAUCAGGAGAAACUCUCAACGAGGUCCACUGAGCGUAACGGAUUCGUUUCUGGCGAAGGUGUUCGAAGAUUUGUCGUCUCCUGAGCAGGCGGACAGCGCGUCGAAUUUCAUAGGACCCGCUAUGAAACCUGGCACAUCGUCUCAAACAUCGGAAAUCAUGGAUAUCGUUCCGUACUAUGAUCCAAAAAUGCCAUCUAUCUCCGAAGAGACCGUGCAGACGUCGAUUUCUAGAAGCCACGUUCAGCCAUCGACAUCUCAGGCGGCCUACAAUACGGAAAGAAACGAAGAGGAGAUGAUAAGAGAUCCAAACAAAACUGUGGGAUUAUUCAAUCAAGGCAACACUUGUUGGUUCAACUCGCUCACUCAGAUGCUCUUCAGUAUCCCCAAGUUUCGUUCCGUUUUGUACAAUUGUACACCAUUGACAUGGCAUGAGCAGCCCAUCAAGAAUGUUCAAGUUCAGUUCGAGCUUCACGCUGACUUGCUGAUCCGGUUUAGACGUCUUUUCGUCGAGUUAUACUUCUCGGAGGAGUCGCAUGUGGUUGCCGGAGAGAUCUUGACGAUUGUCGAUCGUCUCUACACUGCGAAAGGCGGACCAUCUACAAUCGGAUCACAACAGGAUGCUUCUGAAAUGCUGACAUUGAUAAUGCAGUGGUUGGGAUACUCGAUCAACGCGGCGAUCUAUGCACACCUCCAUUCGAACUUCACACGCGUAAUUGAUGAGGAGAACAACAUGGUGAUAUCUCAUUCGUCGGAACAAGCUCCAAACAGUGACGUGGCUGGCACGCUACCUCCGGUGUAUCAGGAAAAUGUGCAAGAUCUGGCAUCGUCUACAAGUGUGAAAAGAGAGGCGGAAUCCAGAGCGAACUCGCCAGUCAAGAAUGUACCGGCACGUGAUUCCUUCGGAGGUCCAGCAGCCAAAUCCCCGAGAACAUCUCCAUCAGAUUUGCCGCAGAUUGAGGAGGCAAUGGAUACAUCAGAAGGACCAGAUACACAGGCAAGGCCGAAGGCUGAAAGUGUUGAGAAUCCUAGAGCUCCAGAAGCGAUGGAAGAGAAGGCUGUGGAUGCUAGAACAAUUGAACUCGUCGAGAAAAUCAAGCAUGACUAUGCGCAGAUCUUCCAAGCCACAUCCCAUAUGGAGAAGUUCUCAGAUUCUGGUGAAUUGGUCGGCGAUGUGAACACCAACAUGCACUGUCCAGUUUGCUUCAAUCUACCAGUGUCGUAUGGGAAUCUCCACGACGCUCUGGAAGCAUCGACAUUCGAAGUUCGAGCUGAUGGAGACAAAACUGUGAACACGCGAAGCAUGUAUGAAGCUCUUCCGGCGGUGUUCUUCGUGUCUUUGAAUAGAUUCCAUUUCGGAAAGUCUGGAGCGAAGCUGCAUGACAAGUUUACGUUCCCACGAGAGAUUUUUAUGGAUCGAUACAUUAGGAAGAACGCGGAUCUGAUUACGCCUCUCCGUGCUAAACUUGCUGAUCUUCGCAAUAAAUUAUCUGAGGCUCGAGCAAGACUGAAUGGACUCCAUCAUUAUCCACAUGGAACGAUGAACUUGAAUGUGAUCAAUCUGAUUGAUGCGUUUCAGUCCGUUCUCAAUGCCACCACCAACUCCAGAACGUCUGAAGAUCCGUCGCCAUUCCGGCCACCAAACAAUUAUGGAAACUCACUGAAUUUCAUCAAAGACCAAGGGAAAAUAUUCCCAGUUUUUGAGGAAUCCUUUCCCGAUCUGCAUGCAAUGAACCGAGGACUCAAAGAUGCGCUGUCCGAGUUGAAGUCGACUGAAGCCGCCCUGUUGGAGUUUAUGGCUCGUCUGGAACAGGAGAUUCAGGGGAUUUAUGAAGUCGAGGAGUUGAAAAAGGAGAAUUAUGAGCUGAAAGCGAUGAUUCUUCAUGUGGGAGAGAUCAAUCGAGGACACUACUGGAUGUAUAAGCUCAAAAGAUCAAUCGAUGGUUUUGAGGAAUGGGAGAAGUUGAACGAUCAGAGUGCAACGCCGGUUGAUUAUUCACAAAUUGAGAAGGAAGCGUUUGGAACAGGAAUCUCAACGGACCCAUCGGCAUAUCUUCUUCUUUAUGUGAAGAAAGAUGCGCAUUGGUUGAUGGAACCAGAUACGGAGACACAUCAGGAAUCCUUCGAGAGGCUUCCAUCGGAUCUUCAGAAAUAUGUGACCGAGAAAAAAGAGGCAUUCAGAAAACGUCUUCAAGAAUACCGGGAAAGACAAAGUGCACUUCUCGAGAAUCCCCAACCGACGAGCGAGGAGGCACGUGGAACCACUCAGUUCAGUUGGUAUCGAUCAGAGGAUCAUAUGCAGGAGGACGAGAAUGCGAAUAUAGAUCCGAAUGAAAUUUUGGGGCGUCGUCUGGAUUCAUACGCUAUUCCGGAAGCAAGUUCAGAAGAAAUGCAAGAGAUGAGGAAUGUAACACAAGGACUCUGGACGAUGAUUGUGAACUUUGAUCGGGACUCGUUCAGUAGCCCUAUAGAUCUUCUGGAUUCCAAUCUCCGAAUGACUAUGGACAAGACAGGAUCGGAAUUCAUUGAGAAGAACUUAGGAUACUCCGUCAAAGAACUCCGCGGAGACGCUGAAAACGACACGGAGCGUAUCUACAAUCAUUUCAUCAUGACAUUCAUCAGACACAUGGAAAAGGACAUUUACAGUCACUUCUCGGUCUUUGUGGCUGCUCAAUUACAACGAGUCUACAUUCCAGUCAUCCGAUACUUGCUCGUCCGCUCAAUGGCAAUCUCCAACCUGGGCGUUCUGAAGAUACGAGCUCAAGGUGAACUAGAGGGACACUGUGCCAACUCGAGUGAUAAUGGAAAAUCAAUGGAGACGAUUGUGUUGACACUAUCACACAUGUACCAGUUAGGACGUCUCAUUGCCACACACUGUCGGAUUUCGAUGGAGAAGAUUGUCGCUUUCCAAAAUGGAGAUUCGAUCUACGCGACAGCUGCCAGAGAGAAGGAGAAUCUGGAGAAUGUGUAUUGUGCACUGGUAGCUGCAAAACAUGCUCGGAUGUGCUACAAAUUCCUCAGGAUUCGUGCCGAUUUUCUGGGAAAGGACACCAUCUAUUUUGUGAAUCAGGCGCAAAUCGACGCUUGUACAGUAUUCGCAGUACUUGGAGCCAUCAAGAUCAUCACAAAUUUGUUCAACUCUACGAAUGACAAAUUGGACAGUUUGGCCACCUACAUGACGAGUUGUGAGGCAUCGCUGAAUCCGGAUAUUUUUGUCAAUGAGAUUUGUUGUGCGUUAUCCCAGCUUCAGCUGUGGAGACAAAACUUGGAUCGAGAUGCGUGGUUUUCGAAUUUUCUUCAGAACGAGAUUGAUAUUGUUGCUCUCAACCAGGCGCUGAUCUCCAAAAUCGAAGUGGCUGGAAGUGGUGAAAAAGUCGAUCGAUCGGAACAGAAAAGAACAUGUGCGCACGUUUUCCAUAGUGCCCUCACAGAGUCAACGAACCAAUGGGUGGACUCGAUUUCACGAGGACCGAAAGUGAUUGUGUUGGAUGGAGCGGAAGAAUUGCGAUUGAUCCAAGAGCUAUCGGAAAAGUUCUGCGGCACCUCAGCGACUCAAGGAAAAGUGGAUGGCAUGCUGCUGGCGAUCGACGAGAAUAUCGGAAAGCUGUUCACCAACUUUUAA
Molecule: messenger RNA, 3729 nt
Organism: Caenorhabditis briggsae
Lineage: Eukaryota; Metazoa; Nematoda; Chromadorea; Rhabditida; Rhabditidae
Exons: 8
Coding region: 1-3729 (1242 amino acids)
Biological process (GO): regulation of protein stability; protein deubiquitination
Cellular component (GO): cytosol; nucleus
Molecular function (GO): cysteine-type endopeptidase activity; cysteine-type deubiquitinase activity
Source: RefSeq, a predicted model, not a curated record